Molecule: messenger RNA, 336 nt
Organism: Ostreococcus tauri
Lineage: Eukaryota; Viridiplantae; Chlorophyta; Mamiellophyceae; Mamiellales; Bathycoccaceae
Product: Ribosomal protein S19e
Exons: 2
Coding region: 1-336 (111 amino acids)
Biological process (GO): translation; ribosomal small subunit assembly
Cellular component (GO): cytosolic small ribosomal subunit; ribosome
Molecular function (GO): structural constituent of ribosome; RNA binding
Source: RefSeq, a predicted model, not a curated record
AUGGCCACCAAGAACGCCCCGAGAACGGUCAAGGACGUCCCCGCGCAGGAGUUCGUCGUCGCCCUCGCGCAGUACUUCCGCUCCACGGGCAAGAUCUACGUGAACGGUAACAUGGGUGUGGGCGCUUUGCGAAAGUCGUACUGCGGCGCCGGGAACAGAGGCACGCGCCGUCACAAGCAUCAAAUUGGUUCCGGCUCUGUCGCUCGCGCUGUGCUCAAGCAGCUCGAAUCGAUUGGCGUCGUGGAGAAGGACACCAAGGGUGGUCGACGCAUCACGCCGAGCGGUCAACGGGAUCUCGACCGCAUCGCCGGUCGCGUGAGCGUUCCGUCUUUCUAG